Penicilliopsis zonata CBS 506.65 is the source of this 1317-nucleotide messenger RNA. RefSeq lists its product as hypothetical. The transcript has 2 exons. Bases 1 to 1317 code for a protein of 438 amino acids. The record is from RefSeq and is a predicted model, not a curated record. Lineage: Eukaryota; Fungi; Ascomycota; Eurotiomycetes; Eurotiales; Aspergillaceae.
AUGCAUUUGAUGAAGCCUGGUACCGUUGUCACUGCCGGUGCGACCUUGGAUAUCCAUCUUGAAGCGAUCGAGUUGCUCUUUGGGCUUGGAACCCCACAUGCACAGCAAUGGCCUGGAAUACACAAUGUAUGCCGUCAUAUGGAAAGGAACUUUGAGAUUUUGCUGCAGGACCGGUUCGGAAUCGUCUGGAAGAUCCUCAAGCGAGAGAGGCCAACCAAUGCCCUCGAGGGCUGGCACUGGUGCCUCGCGGUGCUCCGGGGAUUUCAGGGCCUGCAAGGGGACGAACAGGUGAGUAUGGAGACGGUCUACCAUCACCUGGUCCAAGGAGGCAAUCCGGCCGAAUUCAGCGUGUUUGAGAAGGACUGCGCGCUUGUUGCGAUAUUUGCAGUCCUGUGCUGGACAUCGAUGACAAUACACCCAGGCUUGAACGCUGGAGAUGACCGACACCCACUUCUCCUCGCAUCAGGAGAAUCUCCCCCGGUCACCCUCCGACAAUCUGCCAGGAGGCCCAUCAAGAAGGUAUUCCGUGCCCUGAGGGGUGCAUUGGGGGGCGAUGUUGGGGCAGAUUGGGCCACGGAGAUGGACAUCCUUUAUGAAUCAAGUGUCAACAUUUACUCGCUAUAUACGAUCGGCCGGGUGAGGGUGGAGUGGGUUGACGAUCUAGCAUCUCAUCUUGCCUUCGAUCGACAGUCCCGAACACUUUCAGUCUUCUGUUUGCCGACCUUCUGCGCGAGCAACAUUCUACAGACACGCCCACUCCAGGUUCUCUCUCAGGCCUUUUCUGAGAUUCUUCCCUCCAGAUAUUAUACCGACAGUCCAUCCAACGAGGCCGCAUCUCUUCACCGUGAAGUCCUCCUCUCAUACCGCCUGCUCUUCGGCCAGUCUUCACGUUCCCGUAAGCUAGCCUUCAAGCUACUCGAGCAACUUGAGAAAUCGUCCGGAGAGAUAGACCCGUUUCUCCACACCAUUUGCAGCGCCUCGGGCACGCAGUCCAGGUUUCUCCGCCGCUGCGCCAAGUCCAGCUUCCCAGUCGAGCUGUUGCCCAUGUCCAACAUCGAUCUUCACACCUCGCCCGUCGAGCCCGAUACCUACUCCGCCAGAAACGACUUCCCCCAUUUUGGACAUCGGCUCUUGGUGGUCCAGCAGUACAAUCUGAAGCAGCAGCCGAGUCGAGUCAGAGAUCUGUGGCGAGAUAGGAGGAAUCCUCUGCAGUGGUAUACCUUCUGGGCUGUACUCUGGUUGGGUGGCAUUUCAACUCUCUUGAGUGUGGUUCAGAUCGCUAUCGGUAUAGUGCAGACAUACUACUCAGCCAUGUAG